Phyllostomus discolor (pale spear-nosed bat) is the source of this 1994-nucleotide messenger RNA. RefSeq names its product E2F transcription factor 2 (gene E2F2). Gene Ontology annotation, cellular component: RNA polymerase II transcription regulator complex. The transcript has 7 exons. Gene Ontology annotation, biological process: regulation of transcription by RNA polymerase II. Gene Ontology annotation, molecular function: DNA-binding transcription factor activity, RNA polymerase II-specific; protein dimerization activity; RNA polymerase II cis-regulatory region sequence-specific DNA binding. NCBI's taxonomy places the organism in Eukaryota, Metazoa, Chordata, Mammalia, Chiroptera, Phyllostomidae. The record is from RefSeq and is a predicted model, not a curated record. The coding region runs from base 316 to 1641 and encodes 441 amino acids.
ACCCCCUAGGCGCUGCACCCUAGGCACCGAGGCCCUCAGGGGCGUGGGGCCAUCGCGGGUCGCGGCCGCCCUUGGGGCGGGGCAGCCCCUGGCUGUGCCGCAGCCCCAGCCGCCGGGCGAUCUCCAAGCGGAGAUCUCCGAGCGCUCCUCCGCUCGGCCGCGGGCCAGGAGGGGAGGGUCCGGCCUUGCCCCGCAGGCGUCCAUUGGCAGCUUCCCCGGGCCUCCGCACCAUGCCGCGGGCCGUGUGAGCGGCCGCUGGCUCCGGAGUCCGCUGGUGCCCGCCGGCACGCCAGGGGAGGGGGCUCUGCGCUCACCAUGUUGCGAGGGCCCCGGGCCCUGGCUCCGGCCGCUGGGCCGCCCCUGAAGGGGCUGCCCGCGAUGAGCCCCACCGAACUGUGGCCGCCCGGCCUUGGCAGCCCCCAGCUCUGCCCGGUCACCACCACCACCUACUACACCUCGCUGUGCCCGCAGACUGUGCCUCCGGCCGCGGUGCCCGGCACCUGCCUCGACGCCACCCCCCACGGACCGGAGGGCCAAGCUGUGCGAUGCGUGCCGGCUGGCCGGUUGCCGGCCAAAAGGAAGCUGGACCUGGAGGGGAUCGGGAGGCCCGCGGUGCUGGAAUUCCAGACCCCCAAGGGGAAGCACAUUAGAGUGGAUGGCCUCCCCAGCCCUAAAACACCCAAGUCCCCCGGGGAGAAGACUCGGUAUGACACGUCACUGGGGCUGCUCACCAAGAAGUUCAUUUACCUCCUGAGCGAGUCCAAGGACGGGGUCCUGGACCUGAACUGGGCUGCCGAGGUGCUGGACGUGCAGAAGCGGCGCAUCUAUGACAUCACCAACGUGCUGGAGGGCAUCCAGCUCAUCCGCAAGAAGGCUAAGAACAACAUCCAGUGGGUAGGCAGGGGAAUAUUUGAAGACCCCACUGGGCCCAGGAAGCAGCAGCAGCUGGGGCAGGAGCUGCAGGAGCUGAUGAGCACGGAGCAGGCCUUGGACCAGCUCAUCCAGAGCUGCUCUCUGAACUUCAAGCAGCUGACCGAGGACAAGGCCAACAAGAAACUGGCCUAUGUGACUUACCAGGACAUCCGUGCGAUUGGCACCUUUAAGGAACAGACGGUGAUCGCCGUCAAGGCCCCUCCGCAGACCAGGCUGGAAGUGCCCGACAAGAGUGAGGAGAACCUGCAGAUAUACCUGAAGAGCACACAGGGGCCCAUCGAAGUCUACCUGUGCCCGGAGGAGAUGCAGGAACCAGACAGCCCUGCCAAGGAGCCCAUCCCCUCCACGUCCACCCUCAGCCCCAGCCCUGACUCUGCCCAGCCCAGCAGCAGCACCAACCCCUGCAUUCUGGAACCCACGGCCUCCCCAGGACCAUCGCUGACUUCCCAGCAGGACAGUGUCCUGCCCCCGCCGCUGCCAGCACCCCUUGUCCCGCUGGAGGCCACCGACAGCAUGCUGGAGCUGCCACACCCGCUCCUGCAGCAGACCGAGGACCAGUUCCUGUCCCCAGCCCUGACGGACGGCUCGCCUCUGAUCAGCCUCUCUCCGCCCUUGGACCAGGACGACUACCUGUGGGGCCUGGACGGGGGCGAGGGCAUCAGCGACCUGUUUGACUUCUAUGACUUCGGGGACCUGCUGAUUAACUGAGUGACCCUGCCCGCCCCCAGCACCCCGUCACUGUCUCUACCUCCUUGCGGACAGACUGACAGUCCCUCUGCCUGCACUGGGACACUGGCCACAAGGUGUUACCCUCUGAGCGUGGGGGUCUCCUCUCCUUUGUGCCCCUGCCCCCGCGCCAGCCGAGGUUGCCUGGGAGGGUCCUGGAGGGUGUGCCAGGGGUUGAGUCUGUCCCUCCUGGUGGAAGCUGGGCCCGAGAAGGCCCAGUUAGCCUUCUGACCUCCCACGUGAAGGGCCGCAGAUGAGGUGACCGGGUCUGGGGAGAGGCCUUGCCACGGCCCUCUGAGGGGUGAUUAGGGCCCUCCGUUUAUCGGAAAGCACUU